This is a messenger RNA of Sorghum bicolor (sorghum), 1705 nucleotides long. RefSeq lists its product as uncharacterized. Lineage: Eukaryota; Viridiplantae; Streptophyta; Magnoliopsida; Poales; Poaceae. The coding region runs from base 241 to 1461 and encodes 406 amino acids. Gene Ontology annotation, molecular function: protein binding. The transcript is spliced from 2 exons. The record is from RefSeq and is a predicted model, not a curated record.
UCUGACACGAGCUCAUCCGAAUCCUAUAGAUCUCUCCAAGCUCCAUUUUUGUUGCCGCUUUAGGGACGGGUUGCAACGUUGCCAUCUAGAAGGAAGGAGGCUGAGAUACUUGCCAAGAAGGAAGGAGGGAGAAGAAUAUGGAAGGUGGGUGAACGGGAGGCAUUUUCCAUAGCUUGUUUCCAAGGCCGAACAGGGAUCUGAACCAGGAUCGGCGAGCUGGGAAAACAAACAGAGACGGGAAUGGAAGCGACGUCCAUCAGUCACCUUUCCAGCGACACCAUAACCGACAUCCUCCUCCGCUUGCCGGCCAAAUCCAUCCUCUGCGCCGGCGCCGUCUGCACGGCGUGGCGCCGCAUCACCACCAACACCAGCUUUCGCGCCGAGCACGCGCGCCUCCAGCCUGCCAACGUUGUCCUCUACACAUAUCAGUUCUCGCCGCGGUGCAUAGACCGCCGGCCAGGGUACUACGAGGAUGAGCUCGCGUUGGACCUGCUCCCUAUCUCCUCCGACUCCGACGAGGCGGCCCGACGGCGCCUCAUCCGCUACCCCAUGGAGACCUUCCUCCUGCUUGCCUCGUGCAACGGCGUGCUGCUGUUCCAGUUCCAGAAGUCCUGGGGCAACUUCCUCCUCUGCAACCCCGCCAUGGGUCAGUGGGCCGAGCUCUCGCCACUUCCUCCGAUUCGUCCUGAGCCCGCCAAAGUUAUGAUUGACGAGUACGCCUUCUACUACCACGAGCCAUCCGGCGAGUACCGGCUCCUGUUGCGCCGUCUUCGCGGACGAUCGUGGUUCAUCCUCUCCACUGGCACCACCGAGCCUCGGGAGGUGAACCUGUGCGCUUGGCUUCCUGAGACGAUGGGGAUAACCACCUUGCUGAGGACGACGCCCGUGGCUCUCCAAGGCCGGCUGCACUGGCCGCCACGCCAGGCGGCCGGCGCACCCGUCGUUGCCGCCGCAGGAGAGAGUGAGACGGCAACGACAAUGGUGGUGUUCGACACGUUGUCGGAGACGUUCCAUCUGAUGGCGGGGCCGCCGACAGCCACUGCCUACCAGACGAAGGUGUUCGACCUGGCGGGGCAGCUCGUCGCGGCCGACUUCGGGGGCGAGGAGCACGUCGACCUCUGGUUCCUCGAGGAUUACAAUGCUGGCAAGUGGGAGCGCCGGCACCGGGCUCCCACGCCGUGGCACACCGGUACCUUGGGAGUCCCAGAGCCGGAGUGGCGCGGCCCCAACUCCGUGGCGGCGGCGGGUGACGACAGGGAAGGCAUCGUCAUGCUGGGCAACCACCUGGGGUUGCUGGUGUACAACUUGAGGACGAGGACGGCGAGGGCGGUCGACUCCGUGGCGGCGUCGGAGCACAACAUCGUCGUGUCGCGGCAUGUGUUCAGGGAGAACCUGAAGCAGCACCCGAGCUUCGCCGCGCGGUCCGCUGCUGAGCUGGGGGUGAACAUCUUCUGGUAUUGAUCUGUUGUCCUUCAAAAUUCGUCACUGUGCUCUCGGACUCGGGAUGAUCUGAUGAUAUCUGCCCAUCUGAUCAAUGUUUCUGUUCGGUCUGCUGCUCUGUAAGAACCUAUAUUUCGAUGGGUAUUUCGUAGGGUUCAUUUUCUUUGAUUUUCCAGAGAUAUAUGUAGCUGGUAACAUGUCACAGCUCGGAUCGUUUUUGUCGUAUUUCAUGCAGAAAUAUGAUGAACAUUUGUAUUAUUUUCAG